Molecule: messenger RNA, 1257 nt
Organism: Schistocerca cancellata (South American locust)
Lineage: Eukaryota; Metazoa; Arthropoda; Insecta; Orthoptera; Acrididae
Exons: 3
Coding region: 1-1257 (418 amino acids)
Source: RefSeq, a predicted model, not a curated record
AUGGAUGCAUCAGGAAGCAGUAUGUCAGCAUCAACCAAAUGGAUCGACAACCCCAUGAUAGAGAAGGCGCUGAAGAAACAUCAGUCGUACGAAGCUGUAACAGUGCAGUCCAUUUUAGUGGAACCAGCGUGCAAAACUGGUGCUGGCUACGGUAGUCAGAUGUACAGGGUGAGGGUCAGCUUCACACUUGGCGAGGGUGGGGAUGUCGAGCACCAGUCGCUGAUCGUGAAGGCUGAUCACGAUCGUGGUGCGAUCAAGGAACUAACAGAACAGCUGGAGGCGUUCGAUACGGAGUCGCUAAUACUAGGGGAGGUGAUGCCCACAGCGCACGAGGCUCUGCGGGGGGUGGAGGGCGCGUCGUUCCGUCCGCUGGCGGCCACGUGCCUGCACCACGGUGCCACGCCCAGGGCCUUCCUCGUGCUGGACGACCUGGUGGCCGCCGGCUAUCGACUGGCAGACGCCGAUCGACCGCUCGAUUACCAGCACUGCGAGGUGGUGAUGCGAGCUUACGCGCGCCUCCACGCCGGCACUGCCCACGUGCUCAGCAAGCGCCCUGACUACGGCGUCCAACUCAAUACGGACAUGUUUGCAGCUGAGACCAUGGAGGGUUUGUUUCGUCAGAUGAUACGCUGCACGUGCUCUGCUAUUGCAGAUUUCAUAAAAAGGGUACCCGGCUGGGAAGAAUAUGCACCGAAGUACAUCGACCUUGCGAGCACCAUAAUGCCGCGAGUGAAAGAGUCAUUGAUCCGCAAAAUGCAAGAUACCAAGCUGAAGGUUUUAGUUCACGCUGAUUGCUGGAAGAACAAUAUGAUGUUCAAGUACUCAGAAGAGAAGGUUGCUGAUGUGCGGUUUGUAGAUUUCCAGCUAACGCACGCGUCCAGCCCUGCGCGCGACCUGGUGUAUUUCCUGUUCGCGAACGCUGGUGUGGACGUCCACGAGCGCGUGCCUUCACUGCUGGAGACCUACCACUCACAGCUGCAGGCGUCGCUGCGCGCGCUGGGGAUGGCAGCUGCGGCGGACGCCUACCCACUGGACGAACUCCUGAGGGAUAUAGAGGACCUGCAGUCCUUCGCGCUGUUCACAUCCACCCUCAGUGGGUUCGUGCUUUCCUGGGAACGUGUCGGAUACAAGUUCUCGCAGGCACUGUAUGACCUCAACAUAUCACCGGACUUGCUCUACGGAGUCUAUGACAAUGAGUACUCGCAGCCUUACAUGAAGUACAUCACCCGUCACUUCGAGAGUAAGGGGCUACUGUGA